Molecule: messenger RNA, 719 nt
Organism: Fundulus heteroclitus (mummichog)
Lineage: Eukaryota; Metazoa; Chordata; Actinopteri; Cyprinodontiformes; Fundulidae
Product: galactose-specific lectin nattectin-like
Exons: 7
Coding region: 60-554 (164 amino acids)
Source: RefSeq, a predicted model, not a curated record
ACAUCCUGUGACCAGAAACUGCUCCUGGAACAGACUCUUCGACUGAUAUUCGAAACAAGAUGGCUUCAGGUCUUUUCUUCACUCUGCUGCUUGGUCUGAGCGUUGGACUCUGGGCUGGAGCUGAUGCGGGAUGCAGACUGAGAGCGGCUACCUGCGAUGACUGCCCUCCUGGUUGGACUUGGUACGAAGGUCGCUGCUUCCUGUUUGUGAACGAGGAAAAGAACUGGGCUGAUGCUGAGAAACACUGCCUCUCACUGGAAGGACACCUGGCCUCCUUCCACAGUAAAAAUGAGUAUAACUUCAUCAGAGACCUGAUCUACAAAGCAACUGGAACACACAAAACAAGUUGGGCUGGCGGCCAUGAUGGACCGCAGGACGGCUUCUGGAUGUGGACUGAUGGUUUGAAGUUUGUCUUUGAUUCCUGGGGACCCAGACAGCCAAACAAUAGUGGUGGAGAUGAAAGAUGCAUGAACAUCAACUUAAGAGGACAAGAUUUUGUGAACGAUGAGCACUGUACCUAUAAGUUUCCGUUCACCUGCGCCAGAGUCGUCUAACUUUUCUCCUCUUGUGGUUAAAAUCUGACAUGACCAUGUGACUUUCCUGCUGGUGAUGUCACUUCCACCUGGAUGUAAAGCCUCGAUGACAUCACUGGUGGAAGACAAUAUUAAGCUUCUGUCUCAUCAUUCAAUUCAAUCACUUCAAUAAACCUUUUUCUUUCC